Molecule: messenger RNA, 984 nt
Organism: Medioppia subpectinata
Lineage: Eukaryota; Metazoa; Arthropoda; Arachnida; Sarcoptiformes; Oppiidae
Source: the annotation of a GenBank genome assembly
AUGUAUAGGACAAUGGCUGCGAGUGCUCUCGAAGGUAUCCGGAUGUACCCUGGUAGGGUUCAGGAAAGUAUCAGGGAAUUGGAUCAGUGCCAGUCCAGUCGGGAACUACUCAUCGCAUCCCUAUUGGCACUCAUUUUUUCGCACCGAAAAUGUCAAGUGAUUGACAAGGAAACUGUGGCUCAAUUAGAGGCCAAAUUACGAGAGAACCGGAAGCAGGCAAAUGAAAUGGGUUUAUACUAUGCCGGACUUUUCCUCCUGUUGUCGGGACGUCUGGAAAAGGCGAAGGAAUACAUCGACCGUAUGAUUAAAAUGUCGCCUAAUUUUAAAGAAGGAUUAAUACUUAAGGGAUGGCUUGAGGUGCAGUCGGGCAGCGAUGAGGACAUUACAUCCAUGAAUCACUCGGCAAUGAAUUACUUUGACAUCUCAUCUAAAUUCAAUGAUCCCGAUGUAAUCAUUGGCAAGUCUAAGGUGUUGGAGAAAAACAGUUCGUUCAUCGGUGGUGUGGAGCAACUGAAUCAGGCCAUCGUAUUGUAUCCACGGUUUUUGCCCGCUUUCAUCGAGAAAAUGAAACUUCAAGCGUGUCUUAAGGACUGGGAACAAGUGGUGGACACAGCGUUUCGGGCGCUGGCUAUCGAUAAACACUGUUUGGACGCUCAGAGAUAUCUAAUUGUUUACAGUAUGGCCUGGGAUAAUAACCAAGAGGCCGCAUUCAGAAAUGAAGACAUUUUGACCCAUUCGAUGAAUUUGAUAGAAAGGGCUGUAUUUCUGGACCCGACAAACAUUGUGAUUAUCUGUGAACAUGCAUUUCAGUGCAUGUUAUUAAACCGUAUGACUGACGCCCAAAGACACUACAAGAACGCCACUAAAAUGGAUGAGACGAGUAUAAUGGGCUUAACAGGACUUCUUCACUGUCAGCUCAUUGAAGGCCAGAAAGGAGUGGAGGAACAGUUGGAUUCGCUCGAAGAGUUUAAUAAAGCCACCGGA